AUGAUAACUAUUAAUGUUCAGAAUUUGUCAUUAUUGACCUGCUUCGAAGCAGGGAAAACUGGCUCCACAUCAACUGCCCCCGGCAACUGUGGAGUGGACUGUACUAAUACUAUAAACAUACAUACAACUCCCAUGGAGAGUGCUAAACCGACCAAGGAUAUGGAAAUGGAAAGCAAAAAUGAAGAAAUUAAACGUCUGCAGUCGGAAGUCUCCCUUUUGUCUCAAGCAACAGAGAAGUCUCAGAGACAAUCGGAUGUCUCCCUUUUGUCUCAAGCAACAGAGAAGUCUCAGAGACAAUCGGAUGUCUCCCUUUUGUCUCAAGCAAUAGAGAAGUCUCAGAGACAACUGGACCUGAUGGAGGACAAGUUCGAGCAAUGUUAUGAAGAGAUAAAUGGGCUGAAGACGACGAUCGCCGAUCAGCAGGAAAAGCUACAGCAGUGGCAGGAGAGGACUGAGGAAAACGAGCACCAGAUUGAACAGAAAAACGAUAUCAUUACGACGCUGGAAGAAAAGAUCAUGAACCAAAACAACCUCAUAGGGUUACUAGUGGUGGAAGCGACAAUGAGAGACAAGAAAAUCGAACGACUUGAAAAUGUUUUUGCUGAGGAGGCCGAAAAGAGAGAUUUGAUCAUUCCUCGUCUAGAGAGAAGAGUGACAGAAAUAGGCUUUCAAUGUCAGUUUUUGGAGGCAGAAAGGCAAGUAGAGAUGGCGCGAAUGAACGACCUCCAGUUGGAUAGGGACUUGGAGGUGCGAAGCCUCCGUGAAGAAAUCGAAGGUCUCAAACAAACAAUGCAAGGACUGGAGGAGAUGUCCAAAACCGAGGUCCAGGACCGAGGAUCAGACCCCAUCCAGUUCGAAACAGAAAUAGUUGAGACUCUUGUCACUAUGACUGGACAAGAGGCCAUCCCAGAACUUAUUAAAGAAGAGGAAUUAGAGUGUGGGCAAGAGGAACAAGAGGCCAUUCCCUCUCUGGAGACAGAGAGAACCUCCGACGUUCCUCAACUUGUGCCGGAGAGCAUCAUUCCCUCUAUGGAGGAUGACGUACCCGACAUCCAGAGCGAGGGUUUGAAGGAAGAGCUCAUUACGACCUCACUUGAUGAAGUACCAAAAUAUUCCAGCCUCUCCACCACCCACGCAUCCGACGACGUUGUACCACCACAACUAUCUGCUUCUGAGCCAGCAGACUUCAUCAUGGAGAAACAUAAGUUUCAAGAGGAGAGAGAAGCAUUCAUGAAGGAGAGGCGCGACUUCACGAUAGAGAAGGAGCAAUUAAAAAUAAAGUAUAAGAAUCUGGAAAAAAUUGCUAGCGAUCUUGACUCCCAGAAACAAGCGUUACUGAUAGACCAAUUCGAAUGGCAGAAGAAAGCAAUAAUUUUGGAGGAAAAGGAACGAAAGGUGGAUGCACAAGAGUGUGAAAAUAAUAAAAAUAAGUCAAAACUGGAAGAACUGAAAAACCUUUACAUGCAAUGGGAAGUAAACCUUUCAAAUGCACGGAAACAAAUGAAACGAGACAGAAAGACCUUGGAGGAAUGGGGAAAAAAUCUGAGUACGAAAAAGAAGGAAUUGGAAGAAAAAGAAAAAGAUAUGCAGGAAAGGGGAGAAAAUAUGAACGAAAUAAAAGAAAGUUCGGGGAAUGUGAACACGAUAUGA
Macrobrachium nipponense is the source of this 1650-nucleotide messenger RNA. RefSeq names its product golgin subfamily A member 6-like protein 22. Bases 1 to 1650 code for a protein of 549 amino acids. The transcript has a single exon. The record is from RefSeq and is a predicted model, not a curated record. Lineage: Eukaryota; Metazoa; Arthropoda; Malacostraca; Decapoda; Palaemonidae.